This is a messenger RNA of Myotis myotis, 108 nucleotides long. RefSeq names its product dolichyl-diphosphooligosaccharide--protein glycosyltransferase subunit 4-like. Gene Ontology annotation, cellular component: oligosaccharyltransferase complex. The record is from RefSeq and is a predicted model, not a curated record. NCBI's taxonomy places the organism in Eukaryota, Metazoa, Chordata, Mammalia, Chiroptera, Vespertilionidae. The transcript has a single exon. Bases 1 to 108 code for a protein of 35 amino acids.
AUGAUUAGCGACGUGCAGUUCGCCAUCUUCAACAACAUGCUAGGCCUGUCUCUCUUCCUGCUUGUCCUUCUCUAUCACCAUGUGGCCAUCAACAAUCCCAGGAAGUAG